CGCACGCUGUUUGCACGACGGUCGUUUGCAAAUGGCCAGUGGUGCUCUUGGUUUCCCGUCAGCUACGCUAAUCCCAAAGGCAGUAACAGGGGUGGAAAGGUUUCUUAAAAAACAUCCGCAGUGGGACGGAAGAGGCGUCACCAUUGCUGUACUUGACACUGGGAUAGACCCCGCUGCUAAUAAUCUGCAGGAGACCACUGAAGGAAGAGCUAAGAUUCUUGAUAUUAUAGAUGCAACAGGCAGUGGUGAUGUGGACACGUCUUGUGUUAGGAGAACAGAUGCUAUUAGUAGCAGGAAUAUCAGGUCUUUGGAUGGCAAAAUUGUAGACAUUCCUGAUGAGUGGUGCAACCCUACUGGAGAGUGGCAUAUUGGACUAAAGCAUGAGAAUGAACUUGUUCCUGUUUCUGUUAGAAGCCGCACUAAGGAGAAAUUCAUCACAGAUGUAUGGAACCCUAGGCAGAGUAAAUUGAAAGCUCAAGCUCUAAGAAAACUGGACAGUUUGGACUUCAAUCAAUCAGAUGCCAACUCUCCAAUG
This is a messenger RNA of Geodia barretti, 535 nucleotides long. The record is from the annotation of a GenBank genome assembly. NCBI's taxonomy places the organism in Eukaryota, Metazoa, Porifera, Demospongiae, Tetractinellida, Geodiidae.